Messenger RNA from Bradysia coprophila, 5639 nucleotides. It is a transcript of the gene Arms, whose product is annotated as Ankyrin repeat-rich membrane spanning. The record is from RefSeq and is a predicted model, not a curated record. Lineage: Eukaryota; Metazoa; Arthropoda; Insecta; Diptera; Sciaridae. Gene Ontology annotation, molecular function: protein kinase regulator activity; PDZ domain binding.
ACUGUCACAGUAACAUUAUUUUCAUGGUCAAUGUUUUUAUUUUUCUCGACGAAAAUUGAAUUUGUUGGAAAAGUGUUUAGUUCAAAAAUGCACAACAAUUAAAUUAGAAAUUAACUGUGUGCGAUGCGUAACCAGUGAUUAGUGCCAAUGAUGUGGUUUUAAUUGAAAUUCAAUGGGAGUUGUGCAAGUGUAUACGAUUCAGCUCUUUGUUAUUGAUUGUGCAAUGAAGAAAAUUGCUUCGAAAAUCGCAGUGUUUUGUGUGUGUGCUUAGCGAUUUAGUUUUGUUGAUUUUGUUUCAUUUAUUUUAUUUCUAACCGUAAACGUCGGUUUGCCAAAAAAAUAAAAGUGAAAAGAGAAAACAAAACCAAAAAAUUAAUUAAAAUGAAAAUUUCGUAAACUUGAACUGUUGAGUGAAUUGAUUUCAGUUUUGUGAGCAGAAUCGACACUAGUCACUCACCGUGCAAUAUAGAAAGAUCUUUGUGUACCUUGGAUAACUACGAUAAAAUUAGCAUAAAACAUAAGGUCCCCCAACACAAACAUGUCAAGCGAUGAGUUUACCCAUGUAAAAACAUUGGUCCGAGAAUUACACGCACCGAAAAAUGUGAGACGACCGAAACUCAUGGAGGAGACGAAUCCGAGUGCCGGUAAUGCUGACGACGGUCAUCCCGUCGACUAUCAUACGUACGCUCAUGACUUUCCGGCAAGGGAUCAACAUUUUCCGCAAAAUUCGUUUAGCAUUCCGUCACUCGUUGUUACGGGCAUCGAUAAUACCGAUCAUACGUUUGGCAGGCGGUUUUCCAAUUUCAACCUCGGACUGAGACGGUUUUCGACUUCGUUUAUGGCGGUCAAUCGUUGUGACUCAAUGGGUUCGCUGAGCCAUCGAACUCUUCUACAGUACAUCGAACUCAACGAUUUACCCGGCUUGAAAUUAUACUUGGAUGUUCGGCGUCACACACCAGUUAUUGACGAUCGAGACGAGAAUGGUGCGACUGUUCUCAUUAUCGCUGCCAGCAAAGGUCUUGUCCCGUUCGUUCGUGAGCUGAUAAUACGAGGUGCCGAUAUUCAAGCUGAAGAUUUUGACAAUUGGUCCGCAUUGCUGUGCGCCAGCAAAAAUGGUCACACGGAAAUCGUUCACAUUCUCGUUGAACAGGGUGCUGACAUUGAGCACCGUGACAUGGGCGGAUGGACGCCGUUGAUGUGGGCAUCGUACAGAGGUCAUUCCGCUAUUGCUGAAUUUUUGUUGGACAAAGGAGCCGACAUAUUCGCUCAUGGAAAUUAUCAUCUUGGGUCGCUGUUGUGGGCAAGUGGGAGAGGUCACACGGAAAUCGUCCGGUUGUUGGUUCAACAUGGUGCUAAAAUAAAUGUUGGCGACAAAUACGGUACGACGGCACUAGUGUGGGCGUGUCGCAAAGGAAAUGUCGAAAUCGUCGAAAUUUUACUGAACGCCGGUGCAAAUGUAGACACAGCGGGAAUCUAUUCAUGGACAGCAUUACUGGUAGCUGUGGCGGGUGGUCAUCACGAUUGUGUGUCACUACUGUUGGAGAAACGUCCCAAUGUGAACGCCCUAGACAAAGAUGGAAUGACCGCAUUGACGAUAGCGUGUCGUGAAGGCCUGAACGAAAUAGCGUCGGCAUUGAUCAUUUCCGGGGCGUAUGUGAACAUUCAAGAUCGAGCCGGAGACACACCACUGAUACAUGCAGUGAAAAAUGGCCAUCGGAGUGUUGUUGAGACUCUGCUGAAACGACACGCUGACGUUGAUAUUCAGGGCAAAGAACGGAAAACCGCACUGUACACAGCCGUGGAAAAGGGUCACACGGCAAUUGUGAAACUGUUGUUAGCCUCCAAUCCAGACCUGGAACUAUCGAACAAAGAAGGUGACACACCGUUGCUGAAAGGCGUACGCAAUCGUCAGCUAGAAAUCGUUCAAUUGUUGCUGGAGAGGAAAGCUAAAGUAAGUACAGCCGAUCGUCGUGGUGACACCGCACUACACAUUGGUAUGCGAGCCCGAUCGAAAGCGAUUGUCGAAGCUCUGCUGAGGAACCCGAAAAACAGUCAGCUGCUGUACCGAGCUAACAAAGUCGGCGAAACUCCGUAUGGGUUGGACAAUGCGCAUCCGAAAACGAUUUUGGGUCAAGUGUUUGGAGCACGACGAUUGAACACAAACGAAGAUUCCGAAGGAAUGCUCGGCUAUGAAUUGUACUCAUCGGCGCUAGCUGAUGUGUUAUCCGAACCGACGUUGACCACUCCAAUCACCGUAGGAUUGUACGCAAAAUGGGGCAGUGGCAAGAGUUUCCUGCUGACAAAGUUACGCGACGAAAUGACAAAUUUUGCCAAGCAAUGGGCCGAACCAUCGAUAAAAGCUCCAUGGCUACUGGUCAUGGUGUGCUGGCAUCUGUCGAUUAUUUGUGGUGCUGUAAUCGGACUACUCACCUGGUCCUAUGUGUAUGGUGUCAUUGUGGCCGUUACUCUUAUCGUGCUGUUGUUUAUCAGCAUUCAGGGAUUGAAGAUGGCCAGUCAAAAGUAUGACAUUUUCUGGGCGUAUUCCUUUUACCGCGGCAUGAUGAAGAGGCUCAGCCAUCUGAGAUUAAUCGUUCAGGUGGCCUUUUGUCAUCCGCCCGGACCGAAGCACAGUUCACAACCGAUGCCUGUUCGGUUUCAUUUUGCUGAAACGAGUAGUGCGGCACCGACGGGCGAAACUGCCGUCGGUUAUAUGUUAGCGUCGUUAUUCGAGGCCAUUGAAAAUCAUUACGGCUCUCUACCGACUCGACUCUAUCGGGCACUGAAGCCAAGACCAGUGAAAGCUACUGCCGGAUGGAAGUGGCGCCGGAUGUGUUGCAUUCCAGUUGUGAUCCUGUUUGAAUUGGCAUUUUUCGGAUUGAUCACAAUAUCAUCGCUCCUUAUUGUCCUCUAUGGAAGCUCUACCCCUUAUGAAGACGAAACACGCCAAGGAAUCCUAGUCUCACUGUACAUAGUUGGCGCUGUUUUAGUUCUUUACCUUCUUGGUGCUAUUCGAGGGCUGGACGCAUUGAAGAAUUUGUUCUUUUCCCAGAGUCGUCAUUUGAAGAAGUCUCUGAAAUCACACGAAGGUGCUCCGUUAACUGCACUGGGUGCUGAGGUUUCAAUAAUGACUGACAUGGUUAAGUGUCUGGAUGCAUUUACGAAACAACAGUCGCGCCUAGUCGGCAUCGUCGACGCACUGGACUCCUGUGACACUGAACGCAUUCUGACCGUUUUGAGUUCCGUGCAAACAUUAUUAUCGUCGCCGAAUCGUCCAUUCGUUCUGCUGAUUGCCGUCGAUCCCCAUGUGAUAGCCAAGGCGGCCGAAGCAAACAGUCGACGAUUGUUCACCGAGGGCGGCAUUGGUGGUCACGAUUUUCUGCGCAAUCUGGUCCAUCUGCCGGUGUAUCUACAAAAUUCCGGACUGCGUAAAGUGCAACGUGCCCAAAAUACAGCGCUGGCCUAUCGACGAAACAUUUUCAACGACACAGCGCAAAUGGACGAACCGACUCUCGGCCAUUCGGCAUCGGCCCGUCGCCUAUCGAACGCUUCGGAAAUAAUGUCGAGCAACGAAAAAUUGCGAGCACCACCGCCGGCCCGAUCCGGUUCGAAGAAAUUGAAAAUGUCCGAGUCGAUAGCCAGUUCGAUCGGUUCGAAUUUGCACCGGUUGAGUCAGAAUCCACAGGGUCCCAUCGAUUUGUCGAAAAUGGUGCUGACCGACGAUUAUUUCAGCGAAGUGAAUCCGAGAAGUAUGCGACGGUUGAUGAAUGUGAUUUACAUAACAGUGCGUUUACUGAAAGCAUUCCAAAUUGACUUCAGUUGGUACAGACUCAGUUCAUGGGUAAAUCUGACCGAACAGUGGCCGCUGAGGGCAAGUAUGAUUGUCCUGCAACACGAUCAGAACCAAGAGCUUGACGACAAUGUUCCAUUGCAAGCUCUUUAUGAAAACGUGCGCCUUAAUCUAGCAAAUUUACGAGAAUCGGAACCACUGCUGGAGUUGGACCGAGAUGAAAGGAAAUUGGAGGCAUUUUUGCAAUUGCACAGGCAUGACUUGUUGGUGUCAGACCUGCGGAUAUUUUUACCGUUCACAAUCAACUUAGAUCCAUAUUUUAGAAAAGUACUUAAAGAAGACCAACAAAACAUGGAAGAUGAAGGAAUAAUAAUGCCAAUGAAAGCUCCGCCACCGCAUCCCAUACGUUACCAUUUGCCGAACAAACCUCACUCAUCGAUGCAAAACACCAUUCUGAACAGCUUCACCAAUCCGACCGGCCAUUCGUCCACCUAUGGCGAUGGUAGCAACAAAUUUGGCGAAUCGGCGAGUCGACGGCCGAGCGUUAUCGGCAAUGCUCCGGUGCACAUCGAAAAAACAGUUCCACCAUCUUUCGAUUGGAUGACCGCCUUUCCGGACGAAUUCUUGCAAAUUCGCCUGUCUAAGCUUACUGUCGAAGGAGUUCAGAGUAUGAUCAGACAGGUCGACGAUUUGAAAAGUGAAGUGGAGAAACUUGAUGCCGUGCUUCGGAUGAAUGCAAUAAAUGGCCGUGUAUUGGCUCACUGUGAUUUAGUGGAACUGAAAACGAUAAUGGACCUGAACUUUGGUCACUGGGAAAUAUUCAAACUAUUGAUAACAGCUCUACGUGACAUCGAGAAGCAUCAACCGUCGGCCAAGUCCAUCUUCGAUUACCAAUUUGAUGGUCAAGAUCCGUAUCCAAUGCCAACAGUUCGCCAAAAGUCUACCAUGGAAAAGCAGCAAAAAGUGCACGACUAUGAGUAUCUGCAGGUCACACUCGAAGAGCAAAUGAUUUGCGGCGCCCUGCAAACGCUCAACGAGGAAGCAUUUGAGGAUGUAAUCAGCAGCGAACGGCCGAGUCCAACCGGCGGAAUACCAUCAGACAGCAACGACUUUGUAUUCAUUCCACCAACGUUAAGUGCCUGUCCAUCGCUUGCAAAUUCGCCGAACAUGAGCCGCCGCGAUUCCAUCCUAAAGCAUUCGGGCAGCGUCAAAACGGACAAACGUGUGUCGAUCAACACCGAACCGCCAAAAAUGGAAUUUGUAAGCGAAAAACGACCACCAUCGUCCCGACCGGCCUCGUUGAGUUUGGCGAAAGGCGAACGACCCGUAUUCAAAUUGGUGCGAUCGCCGUCGAUCGAUCAGGACGACGACAGUCGGCCGGAUGUUGGCCAUACGGGAAAUGAUGAAUCGAUUCCGUUGGUUAGAGAAUCGGGUUCGAAUCAGUAGGUUUGUCCGGUGGGAUUGAUGAUGAAAUUGACAAUUUUUUUUAUUCUGUGCAGUAGUGGAAUGUGGCAUCAAAAUUUAUGCCAGAUGGAGUGUUGAUCGUUAGAAUUAAGUAGAUUUGUUUUUGGUUAUCCAUCUUAGCAUUUAGGAAGCGAUAAUUUAUUUUGAAUGUGAUUCGUUUUAACUGACAGAGUGUCUUGUCGAUGUGUGACUCGGACGAAAACAGAAACCAAUAAGUAAAAAUGAGAUUUGCCUUAAAUUUUAUAUAAAAAGAAAGAAAAAUUACGAAAAAAAUGAAGAAAAAAAAAUGGAGCGAGAGACGGAGAGAGAGGAGUAGUGUAAAAGUGAAUUGUAAAUAAGAUAACGAAGGGUGAGAUCAGACCGAAUAAAGAAUUUAUUUAUGGAUAAA